Megalopta genalis is the source of this 14280-nucleotide messenger RNA. It is a transcript of the gene Frmd5, whose product is annotated as FERM domain containing. Gene Ontology annotation, molecular function: cytoskeletal protein binding. The record is from RefSeq and is a predicted model, not a curated record. Gene Ontology annotation, cellular component: cytoskeleton. Gene Ontology annotation, biological process: actomyosin structure organization. NCBI's taxonomy places the organism in Eukaryota, Metazoa, Arthropoda, Insecta, Hymenoptera, Halictidae.
CGGACGAGCGAGCCAGUGGAUGGGACGGGACCGGUUGACAGAGUUCAGAGUUCCUUUACGGUGAUGUCUCGUCGUUCAUUUUACUGUGCUGUCGUGCGUAGUGUCAGCCCGUCGGAAAAUUUGCAAGAGAGCCACGCGUCUGCGACAACUCCAUCGUUGACGGGGAAAGCAACGGCAACGUAAAUCGAGUGUAAUCAGCGGGCAGUGUGUGGUGCUGCGGAGCAGGAGACGAUGAGGGCCGGAGGGAUAAUUCGGGUGGCGACUUGAGGGCAGAAAUGUUGAAGUUUGGCAGCAAGAGCGACGUUACGGUGGUGCAUCGCGCCACUAUUCGACUCCUGGAUGACGCCGAAAUUAUCCACUGUGACUUUCAGCCUCAGGACAAGGGGAAAUACAUCCUCGAAUAUGUAUGCAAUCAACUUAAGAUCAAGGAAACGGAUUAUUUCGGACUUCGAUACGUGGAUCACUGCAGACAGAGACAUUGGCUAGACCUGGCUAAAACGGCAAUUAAGCAAGUAAAAGAUAUGGACCCGAUCCUGUUCACCUUUCGUGUAAAAUAUUAUCCGCCGGAUCCUCUGAGGCUACACGAAGAAAUAUCCAGGUAUCAGAUUUAUCAGCAGCUCAAAAGGGACCUUCUUCAUGGACGACUGUGCUGCAGUCCAGGUGAAGCAUCGCUGCUGGCGGCGUGCAUUGUGCAAAGUGAACUGGGAGAUUAUGAUCCCGAGAUUCACGAGGGAAAUUAUAUUUCCGCGCACAAACUGCUGCUCAAACAGACGGAGACUAUCGAGGAGAAAGCUAUGGAGCUGCAUCAAACACAGUUAAAAGGAUUCACGCCAGAACAAGCAGUAACUCACUUCCUUAGGUUAGCCUCUCAGUUGGAUACGUACGCUGUUGAUCCGCAUCCCGUUAAGGACCAGAAAGGUGUACAGCUCUACCUUGCUAUUAAUCACUGUGGCAUUCUAACAUUUCAAGGAUUUCGAAAAACACAUCAUUUCCGCUGGCCGGAGGUUCAGAAGAUCAACUACGAAGGGAAAAUGUUUAUCGUGCAUUUGACAAUUAGCGAGGACGUGAGGACGAAGAAAAAGCACACUGUUGGGUUUAAGUGUCCCACGGGGUCUAACUGUCGCCACAUAUGGAGAUGCGCCAUCGAGCAAAUGUUAUUUUUCACAUUAUCCAGUGCGUCGGACGCGCCGGUCGUCAGCGGAGGAUCCAUAUUCUCCUGGGGCACGAAGUUUAAAUACACGGGGCGAACGGAGAAGGAAGUGCUAGAGGAGAUGAGCCCUCGUCGGAAGGAUGAAGAUUCACCUACGGACCGAUGCCAAACUUCGUGUGUCAGAAGAAAAGCCAGCAGCGUACCAGCCACGCCGAGCACUCCUAGUCAAGACCUCGUCGAAAUAAGAUACUCCAGUCUGCCGCGAAGCUGCCAUAGCGCAGGAUUAGAUGGUGCCGGAAUGGCAGAGGGCAGUUCGGGAAUUCCGUUUAGCACGCCUUACUGUCCAGACAACACUCUGCCACUUCUGGAAACUGUUUCGGAGGACCAAGAGAUUCAUGCCAGGAGAAACAAUGCCGUAGACGAAAAUGAUACGCAUGCGAGUGCCACCCACAACACCACCGCCACCACCACCACUACCACCACCUCCAACACCACCACAAACCGUGCGAAAGUUAGACUGAAAUUUCCCAAGAGCACGCUGAACCGACCGCAACCGUUGUACAGUCAAAAGAUAGUGAUAGGCUCUGAGGAGUUAGUCGGCCGUGACAUCGAUAACGUCGUCCGGGAGCGUAUGAACGCUCUCGAAAAGAGUCCGAAGGUGGUCAGAUCGACCGCUCUGAUAAUUAAGAGCUCGAAGGUGCCGGCGGCGAGGCUGUCGGCUAGUAAGAGCGACACAUUGUACGUGUAUCCGGCCGCCGAUUCGGGAACGAUCAUUACGACGGUGAUUAAUGGUCUGCACGAACCUAACGCCUGUAAGACGGUCCUGCGUAGGUCCAACGAGCAGGUAAGCAUGCUCGGCCGGCGUGAGAACGAGAUCUCGUCGCGCGGAAACGCUGCCACCACGAAAACGGCUAACGGUUGCGUUGCACCGACGAGAAUUGACGUCGAGGACGUUAGAAACGGCGUCGAAGCGACCAGGCGGCAGGACAGGACAGUCGGUCACGAAGGCGACGCAAACGACUACUACUUCAGAGACUCGUUCGACCAUUCCUCGUCGGAGAGCCAGCUCCUGGACGCGUCCGGCAAACCGCACAGCCGUUCGGUGACGCCGGUACCAAAGAUGCAGAAGCUUCAGAACUCGAAGCUCUGCCUGCAGCAGCAGAUGCACCAACAUCAGUCGCACUCUGCACGCCGGCUGGACAAGUCCAGGCACAAAAGUGUCCGAAUAGUGAAGCUUUUCAUACCGGCGUUUGUGCUGACGGUCACGGUUCUGUUCAUUGUGAUCGUUCUGGUGUUCGAGACAGACACAAUGCUCUUCAACAGCCUACGCAAGACGCCAGAAAUGGUGGCCUUAAGGAACCAAUAUUAUAUCCCAAUCAAGGAGUUCCUGAGGACAAAGCUCGGCCUAUUUUGAUGCGACCCGUCAAUGACCGGGCUAAGGUCGUCCCUUCUUGCUAAGUAGCUCCCUUCAGUGCCAAGUCGAGAGAACGAUCUUGCCUGGACCCGAGGGGCGGGAAUCUAUUCACGCCGUUUCUAUGUCGCGUGUCCUUCUUCUUUCUUUUCCAUCUUUUCUAUCAACUUCGACUUUAUUCUCUCUUUUGUACCGAUUCGAUCGGACCUGUUACUGGCUAAUUAUCAGAGUGGCCCAAGUCUCACCUCAGUUUCUUGAUGCCUCAACUAACGAUUAGGCUGCGGAUGUUCAUGCAAGCUCACUGUUUCCAAGGUUUCAUAAUUUCCUUCGAUUCUACCAAACUUUGAUGUGAAUGUAUACAUUUUCAUAGUAUACCGAUCACUUUCAGCUGCAGUUGGCUACAAUUUAAUCAGUAAACUAUGAACUUCGUGCAUUCAUGCCAAUUAUGACAGUAUAAGCUCUACUGAUUAAAGUUAUCGAAGGAGGACAGAAAUUUUGAUUCGGCUUCUUGUUUCUAUUUUGCAGAAAGAUCCGCAGUCUAUUAAUCAGAAACUAUUCAAGAUUGCAGAUUUCUUAAUAGGAAGCAGGUACAGUAGCAAUUGACUAAGAGCUUGUCUUGUUAGCUGACUAUACGGUAAUCAUUAUCUCACUCGGAGCAUACUUGGAAUUUUGUAGACGCUGCCUAUCUUGGUAGUAGUCCAGUGAUGGUGUCAGCUAACGUGGCACUACUGCAUUUGCUGUGUCGCAAACACGUUACGGAAGGCAUCAAGAGGUAAUUAAUGUGUUGCAUCAAUUUACAUUAUCCUGAUGUGAAAUCAGUUUUGUGAAAUAGUUGACAAUCGCUGAAUGUUGUCAGUCUUGCCAUCAUACGAUCAUAAAAUCUCCAUUCGUUUGCAAUAAGAUGAAAUAUCGCUUUAUCAUUUCUUUACCUUUGUGUUCUUAAAAAUGGCUUGACUUUGUGCAAGCCUGCAGUUUUUCAGUAUUGAUUACAUCAUUUAGAUGAUUUAUGUAGGCCACUUUAUAAUUAGCGGCACAUUACGUCCGACGAGAGUAUUCUUCUUUCAAUCUGUCAUUUCUUAACUGUAUUCGUGAUUACGAAUAUUUAACUCGUUCACAUCGGCUUCAAUCAUAGUUCAAUCGAAAUUUCUCGAGUACUCGUUGAUUUACAAUAUAAUUUUAUAACGUUCAUUUAUAAUAUAGACUUUUAUGACGACACUUCAACUCUUGUUUGCUAACAACCAGACUACGAAUUUUAUGCAUUCACAGCAUACAACGUUGUCUACGAUUCAAUGCAGUAAACAAGAUAAGAAAAUUUAACGAAUUAUUAUUUCAUUUGGAACCCAAUAGAAUCCUUAACAAAGUAAAUUCUGAUUGCUUCUGAUUGUUUAAUAAAUCGUUGUAGUCAACGUGUUAAAUAUUGGUAAUUACUGUAUCCCGCCAAAACAAAUUGAAAAUGUAUAGUAUAAUCUUAUAGAGCUUUGUUGUCGAGAUAUUCGUAUUUGAUGAAACACAGUGAACAAUUCAAUACUAAAUUUCUAAUAAUUUGAUUAUACUUUCGCUUAUUGCUUUACAUUAAGUUAAGUGAUCAUCAAAAUAUAUCAACACCGCCGAUAUAAUCAACAUAUAAAACGGCCUGUUCAACUCCAAUACGACUUUUCGAGAACAAAGAUGCAUAGAUAAGUUCGAUUCUACAUUUCCAAUUUGUGUUUGAACGCGAAAUUACUUUCUUCUCGGUUGUCUCGCUGAUCAUGGGAAACUCUGUGUACCCAUUGGUGGGAAUUACCGCGUCAUUUAUACACCAGGGGUUUCUACCUACGUAUCUUGUUACGUAUUUUGUUACGUGCAGUUUUCGAGGCCGUUGCUGGGAGACUUUGUUGCGAGUUCGAUUGAAUUGCUGUUUUUACGGAUCCGGGAUAGAAGCCGACGUCUGCGUGUUGGACGGCAAUUAUCGCGUAUCGACGAAGUUGUUUACAUGGAUUUCAUCGCAGGAUUAGAAACAAGUGUACACCAGUAUGUUUUGGGACUAGCGAUAGAGCGGUCAGAAGUCUUAGGUAGUUGAUUGCACAAUAUACUUUCACACUCCAUUUACGACGAACGUAUAUUGUAACGUGUAUAGACAUUACUGUAUUUUCUGAUAAAACGAUGUUCGAUACUUGUUAAGGAUCUCGUUUCGCGAAUGCUUGGGACACUAAUCAAUCAACUGCCAGAAACUGAUGUUUUCCAUACGUUGGCGGGUUGCGAACUCCUCAUUGUCCGCAUCCCCGCGUGUUCUCGUUCGUACGUGUACAUUCGUUUGAAAUUCAAUCGCUGUAUACCGAAUGGAAUGAAAUUAAUUCGAUCGAUCCGAUUCGAAAUCGACGUUUGUGUCGUUGCGCGUGUAUCGCUAUUGGAAAAUACAGUGAUUCGAUGGACUCAUUGUGAAAGUAAAUCCAAAGAAGCACCUUAACGUUCAGUUUUUAGUGGCAUGUAGAUAGGGUGUUCUGUAUGUCGAGUAUUAUGUUGCCGGUUCGCCAAUGGUAUAACGUAUAGAACGGAGAAAAAUUACUUGUCUAGGAGUUUAGAGGUCUGUCCUUGUUCUUUUUUUCUUUUAUUUUAUGGAGUACUGAACGAGGUAUGUACAAAAUAGGUUUAUAGGAUUAAGAUACAAUCGGACGAUAUGUAUAAACAAUGUUGUGUACAUUCAUUUGAUACAGUUUCUAUUGAAUUGCUAAUACUGUCAGUAUUCUCUGAUCGAGGCGUGGUCAACACGAUGCUUCUCGACGUUCCAUGUUGAUUAAUAACGAAAAGGUCUCUGUCAUGAUCAGACGGGACUUUUUACUGAUUUCCAUUCUGUUCUGGCCGAUAGUACGUCUAAUAGGAAGAAAUGUUAUACACUGGCGCCUAUAAUACUCGUUUCUUUAUUUCUGUGAUCAAAAAAAGUCAGAGAAAAUUGUUUCGCUGUGAAAAAUAGAAAACGCGAUCAAGGACAUUUCGUUUACUUAUAAAUUGAAUUAUUUAUUGUAACAUCGAGUAAUUUUAAUAUUUAUUGCGGAUUUUCCACUUGGGAAGCAGCAAUUUUUUGAAUUAGCGAAUAAUCUAUUAAUUAUUUUGCGACGAUUUACAAUCAAUUAAGCAAUAAUUUUAUACACACACCAUAAGAAGUUUCUCCUAUUGUUUCGUUAUUACAAUGUUUGUAAAUAAAUGUUUUAUUUGUCACACACUUUUUUGUAUUAUCAGAAAUAGACAUGAGUGUUUAGGUUCCCAAUUUCAGACAUUUGUGCAUGUGCGCCGGAUGUUUAUGUGACGCAUACUACUCAGUAUUUCUUUUGCAAAUGAAUGAUACAACGAAAUACAAAAAUAAUGUUCAUUUGUAUGUUUUGAAAUAAAUAUAUACAAAACAACGUGAAUUUUUGUACGAUUGCAUAAGGUAAGAUUUAUGCUAUUUCUGAUAUCAUUUAUUUACAAAGAUUCUGAGCAAUGCCAAAACAUUAAUAUCCCGUGCACGCACUAUAGUUGACAUUUCGCGAAAUCAAUCUAUGAUAAUGAAUUGCUUCCAAAGAAAUGAUUAAAUCGAUUAGAUAAAAGUAUAAUGAAUAUUUGUAAUCUUCAUAUUUGUGGAGAUGGUGGAAUCGAAAAGAAAAGCGGAAAUCGAGUAUCGGAUUUCCAGUUCCGGCGAGGAUGUCACUGUAGUAGAGCUUCUCGUUUAUUUUUUACGGUACGAUCGACGUUUACAGUACCUGUGCCACCUGACCAUGUCAAGUGGAUUCAUACAAUCAUUUCAAUGAUCUCAUUUUCAAUUGUGUUAUUUGAAACGAUAUCUUGCCAUUUCGCUGUGCGACUGUCAUUCCAUAGUAUUUGAUAGUUUAAAGGAAACCGUGCAAAGAUAGUGUAUCCAACCUGAAGUGAAUACUAGAAAGUAUUUCUCCGAAUCGAUGCUUUUGUAGUUGACUAUUUUUGUCUGGUACAUUCUUCGUAGGAUAAGAUCGUUGCCUUUGGUUCACCGAUUUUCGUUGAUUGUUUCGAUUCGUUGCGUUUGAUUGGCGAGGUUUCUUCGAUCAAUUUUGAGGAGUGCAUACGUCUUCGCAGAAAAACCAAUAUCGACAAAUAACAUCUAUCGUGAAAACAGUGAUCCGUUUUUACAGGUAUCGUCAUGGUAGAGGAAUCGAAUACACAUUAAUCGACGAGAUUAAUCGGCGACAACUUACGUAGUCGGUUCGUUUUUUAAAUGUUUGCUGUUCAAUCUACUCGAAUGGUGUCGGUUAAUAGACUAGUUGUCAUGUUUCGUUAUCGAUUCUUUCUUGAACAAGAACAUCGUUUAGGGAAUAUGUCGAAGCAGCUGUUCGUUGUUCCAUGUAUUUUUAACAUACUGGAUGCUUUGCCAAUUGUAUCAGUUCUGACUUGAGAAAUUUCGAAAUGGAACGAGACCUUCGGAUGGAUCAUGUACGAUUACAUAUUUAAAACGUUUUGACAUUUAAUGAAUCCACUUUCAAGCUAAGUGACAAGAUAUGAUUUCAUUGAUUUUCUUAAACUGACAGCAGUUCUCAAAUACAAUGUUGACUAGAUAGAAUUGUGUGACAUCUAGCAAAAAGUAUUUCAGCGAAAAGUCGAAACAAUCAUAUUACAAACUUAUUAAAUUUAACUACUUUAUAGUUAUAGUAUUGCAAAAAUUAGUUUUAAAUCACUUAAAAUCACUUACUUUAUUCUCAGAAGACAAUUUUAUUGUGAUUAUGUUUCAUUGAACUGUAUAAUUAAAACAGAUAAAAGUUCUCAAAAACCAAAUGUAGCAUACACAAUUUUUUCGAAAAAGUAAAGUGUGCAUAAAUCAAUCUUGCAGUGUGAUCAUUGCACAUUUGAUAAAAUACUUUUUGUUAAUGGUGUCGGAACGUUCCGGCAUAAAAUACAGAAUGAUUGGAUGGACACAAAGUGCAUAAGCACAGAUUUUUGCGAGGCAGGUCACGAUUGCAGCAGUUCUUGAUUAUCGCAAAUGUUUUCUUCGUUUCUAUCGAACGCAUCUUCCUGAAUUGAAUCGAUUACCAAAAGAGAAAGAGCGAGGGGGGAGGUGUAACGAUUCGUGUCGAAUGGCCUAUCGUAUUGCUAACAUAAGCGGAAUACAUUAAAAAAAAAAUAAUAUUGUGCACUCUCGACGCGUCAUCUCGUUCUCGAAUGCAAGUGCAACACGCUCAUGUACAAGCGCACGUUCAAUGAAUACAAAAAUGUAAGUGGGUGUACACUGUUAACGUGAAAACAAACAAACAAAAAAAUAUUACAUAUUUUAUCAUUAAAGAUAACAGGAAACUUAGGCGAAUAUGUAAUAUAUUAUACAUACAUCUUAUUAGCGAGCUAAUCAGUUAACAUUAUUUAUAGAGAUAUUAGGUACAAUUUUAAACGGUCAACGAAAAGCAAUUAUUUAAUAAUUAAAUGUAGCUUGUAAGCAAUUUUAAUGCGUAAGAACGUUAGAGGAAUCUCUGGGGGAAAUUAUGGGAGCAAACUGGUAGUAGGUGAGGGUCAUAUUCUUUUCGCGAUGGCGUCGAUUGUUUUCUUUUUGAAGCUGUGUUACGCUGGAAAUCUUCGUUUUAUCCAUGAUAUCUAGUGCUCAAAUGAAUAGUUUAAUGGUGAUGAACAAAAACUGCAACAUUAUUGUCUGUUUAUCGAAGGAACGUAAAUAUUGAAUAGUGACGUAAAUAUUGAAGUAAAAACUUUGCUCACAGAAAAUUUUAAUCAAUUAUCUCUUACCUUUUAGUUUAGUGCAUUAAAAAAAUCAAUUUUAUUGAUUACUGUGAAUAGAAAUGUAUGUUGGUGACUGAAGAAAUCAUUAUUUAACGGAGAUCUUUGCAAACAAAACAGCUUCUACAUUAUCUCCUAACAUAAAAGAGAAUCGUUUGUUAUAAUUUACGAGUGCUUUUUAUUCCCAUUCCUUUUGUUGUUUAAUUACGUUAUAAUUUUUAUAGAUUUCCUAAACGAGGCGAUUAGUACACGUACAAAUUUUAUCUACACGUUAAUCAUAGCAUGCCUUCAUACAACCUUCUAAAUUUUAUGACUGGAAUUGAGAGUAAAUAAAACAGUUAUCAAUAAUCAAUGCAUAGUUGCCAUAAACUGGUAACCUACGAUCGUAACAAUAGCUCGGAAGAUGCAGAAAAUAUUCUUUAAACAGUAUGGAAAUCAUAUUUGCUGCAAUCAUGCACUUUCUUGAUUGUUUGACAAGAGCCAAUAACAUUCGAUUAAAAUAUUUUUUUAUGGAAGCUUCUUGUAACAUAAUUUCCAAUUUCCAAUAAGAAAUAAAACGUUCUAAUUAUAUGAGGAUGCAUGACUAAUACAUGAUGAGGAUGUACAAGGUGAUCCAACUAGAAUCAAAAUAAUUAUUAAAUUACGUCGCUUAAACAACGGAGAAAAGUAUAGGAAAUAUUUAAAUGUUUUAAUAGUUUGAAAUAUUUUAAUUGACAGACAGUAUAAAUAUUACUGUAUUAAUAUCUUUUUCAUUAUUGUGUUUCUGCAAAACACAAAUCUUAAUUUUAUUAACAAUCAGUACUUUUGCAUUCCUUAAAUAGAAGAAAGGGUUAAUUAGUAAUAUUUUACAAAUAAAAUAACUGAUAUAAACAUUUUGUUAAUAUGAGAAAUGUUUUAUUUAUUUAGUUAAUUAAAAUCUGGAGCACCUUAUUCGACGGUACCGUUGAUUUGCUUAGGGCUUAAGGCAUGUUCGAUAUUUCGAGACGCUUGAUGGCUCGUUGGACGACGACGAUUGUAUUACAAAUCCCUCAGAAUCGAAUAACGUUUCUAGUUUAAUCCAUUACAAUUAAAUGUCAACUAGAUGUUCCAGCACAAAUCGAGCGACGAUAACAUAAGAAACCAAAUUGAAUUUUAUAAAAACUAAAAAAGAAUCAAAAUAGUUCGCGACUCUUCGUAAAUAGUAAUGGUUCCCUUUCGCUGCAAUGAUCAAAUGUAUCUCUUGAGCCCCGCGACGGCGAGCGUUGUUUCUUCGUGUGCGGGAACAACGAAGAAGAAAGGAGAAGAGAAAAUAUGGCUGCUCGCGAAGAUCGAUCGAUCUUCGUUGUUCUCGCGGCUUUCAAUCUCACCCGUUUUCCUGAAAGUGCCUACGCUAUUCUAAACUCUUUUGGAAGCUGCUGUUCGCUGAGUUUUCGAUAAAAAAAAGAAAGAAAAAGAAUUGUAUUCGUCUUCUUACAUUUACUCGGUACACAUCAUCAAUUAAACGAACUCGGGCGGCUUGUCCAAUUACACCCGACACUUAUAGCGGAGAAGGUGAUUGAUACUAUUCAACACCUGCUUUGUGCUUUGAUAAUCAACAGGAAAUUAUUAUAGACUUUGGAUCAUUCUUAAUAAAGUUACCUGUUGACUGUUAGAACGCAAAGAAAACGUUGAAAUUCGUUGGACAAUGUAAUUAAACUGCGGAUGUUUGUGUGUUGUCGCAUGAACAAAUAUACAAAACACGAGAACAGAAAGCCAGCAAUGAAGUUUAUAAAUCAAAUAUUUUAUUUACUUGAUCUUAUCAAGAAGAAUAUUAUCGAAACAAAUACGUUUCGUUUACAAUAUGUUUGUUGAAUGUUUGUAAAAAUUGUUGUGACUCGCAUAAACGUUCGCAGUGUAGUAAUAGAGCCGAUGUUUGUAUUAAGGUACGAGUGCAACGUCCUUUCGAUACGAGAGAGUCAAUCAUCGAACGGAAAUGCUUUGUUCAUUUUAAAACGAGAAGAGACCGAAGAAUUUCCUAUCCGGCGAUAGAGCAUCCAGCGAAGUGUUGAUUAAAAUUCUUUCCUGAAAGAAAGAAAGCCUAUCCGAUGCAGGAACAAUUCUAAGAGAUUAGAACGGUAUCCGUGCAAACUGUUUUAUUAAUUCAUUGGACUGUGAAUUCAUUUUAAUACUGUUCAACGCGUUAUCCUCGUCAGUUUUGAAAUGAAAUAAUAGCUUCGCGUAACGUAAGAUCGAUUUAAACGACACAUAGUUAAAAAUGAAUUUUUAUAAUUAGCAGGCCUUUUCUAAGCAAGCUUUAAGAUUAAGUGAAACAAUCAGUAAGCUUUAAGCUUUCCGUAUUUGUAAGUUGUAUGACAUUUUUGACAUUAAAUUUUACUCACUUUUUCAAAGAAAGAUUAGUUUGUUCAAAACAAUGGAAGAGAAAUUAUUUAAACAAGAAUUCUCAACUGGAAUUAAAAACAAACGGAGUACAACUCUAAUUUUAGAUAAGUAUAUAUACUGAUAAUUUAUCAUUGAAGAUGUCCCUAAGAAAUGGAACAUAUAAUAUCGUACUUCUGCUUCAAGUAUGAAGGCAGAAAACCGUCGACAGGAUCCUGCUGUCGUCGAAGUUAUUAUUUCAUUGCUUUCUGUGCGUUCAAACGUAUUAGAACAGCGUGAGUUCCACAGUCUAUCGAUUACACGUGGCUCGUUUCGAAGGACAAAGCACGAGUCUGAACACGAAUUGUAUAAACAAACGGAUGUCAAUUGCAAUAUAAUAACUUUAGAUUUAAAAGUAAGAACGUCGGGAUUAUUCGACGUAACGAUCCGCUGUAAACGUUCUGCGACGACGCUGAUAUUAUCAAAUUCCAAGUCGAGUGGGGAAUUCACACGUUCGAAUUCAAAUAGAAAGAACUAAAUUCGGAGGCGAGCAAAAAUUCGGGACACGACGAAUUUAAUAGCCGCUUCGUGUUCUCAAAAUCGAAAAUGUAUUCUACCGUGUUUUUUCGGAUAGCUUUAACUUCUCAAGCAAUGGAAAUUAACGAGCCGAUUCUCGUUUGGUAGAAAUAUUCCGAGGAGGUGCAAUACACUGAUAGAAAAACAUUUCUUCAUCGUUUCAAUACAUUCUUGAUAUCUGAAUCGUUUUACUUAAAUUAAAAUUUAAUUACGGCUUCUUGCUCAAUAGGACUUUCACAGCAAAAUUUUAGAUAAUAACAAAUUAAAACAUUGGAAAUGUUUCUUGAUAUUUACAGUGUACUCUCUUAAAUGUUCACAGGCUGGGACCACACGUACUAAACAAAAUUUUGUGUCCAUUCAAAUAAGUUUCUUUGUUUCACAUAUUUGAUACUUGCUUAAACAGUUUGUUUAUUAACAAAUUUUACUGAUUUAUGACAAAAGUGGAUUAAUGAAACAGAGGGAAAUUUAAGAAUUGUGAAGAUAGCAAUAUGCUUUCGUUGAACUUCUCCUUUGUGUAUAAGAAACAUUAGUCCAGUGUAAAGUUCCGAAUUAAACCUAUAAAUGAUGCGAAACAUUUCUUUGAUUAAGUUGAAUUUCAAUCGUGUAUUGCUGACAGUUGACGACUGGUGUCUACGAGAAACGAAGAAUCGGCAAUGGAGAUUCUAUUUCGCGCUCAUAUAAUAACACACGAGGGCUUGUAGAAAUGAUGUGGUUCCAUCCCUCUAUUUCGCAAUCCGAUUCGCAUAAUUGUUUACCCGAGUUUCUUUGGCAUGUUAUGUACAUACGUAUAGCGAAAGUUACGAUACGUAAUUGAACAUGUAACAGAAUAACUUCUACGUGUCAUAAUCAUUUACGGUUACAAUCAUUCGCCAAUAAGAAAUACUAAUGUUAAGUCGAAUAAGUUCAACUGUGCCAUAUUUGUGAUCUAAAUUACACACCGACAUACACACAAAGAGACAUACAGAAUGAGAAAGCAAGAGAGAAAUACACAAACAUACGUACACACUGUCGUUAAAAUUAUCUCGGUGAUGAAUGAACAUUGUUUAGAGAAAUAGAGAAAUUAAUUGUAGCGCGUGGACAAAGUAACACGAAACAUUGUAUUACUAGAGAAUGUUUUAAGGCAACUUUACACAGUUGUAGCAACCAUACCAGUCUUCACGAUAAUUGUAUUCUAUAAUUUUCUGUUUAGUUUCUCUUUUCGUUUUAAUUCAACAUCGGAUCGCGCGUUAUCGUUUCAACGUUAUUCAAUGCUUAGCGCUCUUAACGAUUAAUUUCGAGACAAAGUAAAUCGCUUGUCCCUCGGUAUUCGUAAAUGUGAAUAGUUGUAUGUCGUUGUUUAUCGGUAGACUGCGAUCUUUAUGCGAGUUCCUAUUUCGUAAUCACGGGAUGUUUAUGAAACACAGAAUUUAUUUCGAUUACCGGAACGUUUCUAUAGGUGAAAUAUAAAUGAAAAUUAAUUGUUGUUAAUACAGGUGUUCCUUUGUAUUUUAUAUGCAUUUCAAAGGUACAUAAAGAUCCGCAGUCGGUGCUUAGGUUCGUUUUGUACUAUAACUAUAACUUAUUGUUGUAUGUAUUAGGCAAUUCCAAAAACAAUGCCGUUCACUCGUGAAGUUCUUUGAUGGUACUUGAUUGAAGGUCACUUCGGCGAAAGUGAGUUUCAAUUUGGAGACAGAAACUGAUGAGACUCACUCGGACAUCGUGUGUGAAAUUGACGCUUGAGAUACUCUAGAAGCUCAACGAAAUUGAUAGAAGAUGUUUUAAGGUGUCGAAGACAAACAUGCCAAAAUUUACCAGACCAAAUACCGUUCGAAUUAUGUGGUAGGCAUUCUUUCGCAUCGAAUGAUAAUCAUAAUGUGUAGGUGUUCCGUUUCUGGAACAGUCCGAGUAAUAAGUAGAGCAGUUUAUGCAGAAUUGUGUUUCUCUGAGAAUCAUGGAAAUAGGGAUUAGACAUUUUUGUUGUUCGAUGAAGAUUCUAUUAGAGUAAAAAUGACAUAGCUAGCAGAUUUUUAUCCGAAGGGAAACAGACUAUGGAGAUGCAUAGCUGUCGGUUAACGAUUUCAAAGAUUAUCAUCGUAGAUCAUUAACAUAGAGAUGUUGACAGCUUAACGAUUAUAAAUGUUUCUCAUUUUCGUGGACCAUCUCGCAAAAACUGGAAUCAAAGUAGAAUUGCAUUUCGUUUAUUAAGUAGUACGUUAGUUGAAAAAUUUCACGAUAUCAUCGCUCACGGUUCAAGUUCAUUUAAAAGUCGAUUACCUUAUCUUUUGACUUAUUUAUCGAAGUUGCAAUAUACAAUGGCAUUAUUUAUGGAAUCACCUGAUACGCGUUUUGACUCACGUCAUCGUUUGAAAGGCGAAUUGUACAUGGAAAAAUCAUGGAGAGAAAUAAAGUUCGCAGUAAUUUGUAACCUAUUUUACUUUGUCUCUGCGAUUUCCUCGAGUAUAUGACAAAGAAAAUUUCAAAGAAUGACAGACAAGGAAAUUGAUGACUUCAGAACAAAGUGAAAUAGGACACAGGUUCACAGGUAUCUUCUGAUUUUCUUUGCGCGUAUCCCGAUACGUUCCGAUACAGCCAGUAUAUGUGUAUAUGUACAUAAGAGUUGAUUUAUCGAUAUAAUAAUUUAAACAUUUCCACCUCAAGGUAUACAUUCAUCUUGCAAGUACUCCAACUCAUGCCUUCCAGACUUGUAAAUUGUUUCCAUUGAUAGCGCCGACGUACGUUUCGAGUAUCACGUAAUAACGACCGAAGUGUAAAGAAAUACGUACUUACUAAACGGAUUUUCAGUUGUUUCAAAUUUUCGUCGAGACAAAUUGUUUGCUUAAUUCUCGUUAACAUGCGCAUCGUUUCAAGCAAUAUGCGUUCACGAUAUCAUUCGUUGAGGAUACUUAAUCUUGUAACGUUAUAUUGUACAACGUUCAGUUUCAUUCUUUCAUCGUUCUACUACGAAACUCAUACUAGAACAUGUAGAAUUCCAGAUAACAGUAUAAAAGAAGUACUUCUUUUUCAAUUUUUCACGUCAUAAUAAAAUGUUGAUAGCGCGAUAUGUAUGAAAUAGAUUUAUACAUGACAAGUUUCUCUUUAUAUGAAAUAAAGAUGAAAUUCAUAUGAA